Messenger RNA from Homalodisca vitripennis (glassy-winged sharpshooter), 1745 nucleotides. RefSeq lists its product as uncharacterized. The record is from RefSeq and is a predicted model, not a curated record. NCBI's taxonomy places the organism in Eukaryota, Metazoa, Arthropoda, Insecta, Hemiptera, Cicadellidae. Gene Ontology annotation, biological process: neurogenesis. The coding region runs from base 542 to 1519 and encodes 325 amino acids. Gene Ontology annotation, cellular component: cytosol. The transcript is spliced from 6 exons.
UUGAAACCAAGACCGGUGACCGGGCAUAUAGCCACUCCGGAUAAGAUAAGAUAACCAAGUCGGAUAAGACAAGCCUAGUUAGAAUUAACAAAGUUAUAGUCAUUUGAAACAGUUCUUCGAUGACUAAUUGUCAACAGUUAUAUUAUCAUCUUAAUGGUGUUUAUGCGAUUUCAUCUUUGACGAACAUAAUUUGUAAAACCAACUUUAACGUCAAGAGGAUUUUGAACUGCGAGAGCUUAAGUAUAAAAAAUGGUUGAAAAAGAAAGUCAUUGUUUUAUUGUUGGUGAAAAUCAGGAAAAGAUUUCGCUAUCAGAAGAAAUUCUGGAGAAGUGCUCGGACUCUUUGCGAAAGUUAUUAUUGGAUGAUAGUACCAUGGAAAUGACAGAUGUGGAUCCAGUUGCCUUUACAGUAGUAUUGCAGUAUAUAUCUGGAGUUCAAGAUCUGGGAAAGAAAUUGGAAAGCACAGACCAUCUUUAACAUCUGCCAGUUAGCUAAUAAGUACUCUCUAGAUGAUCUAAAAGAAAAAAUUGCCAGUCAAUUAAUGCCUUUUGGAGUUUAUGAUUUAUUUGACGCUUUAUAUUGUGUGGUCAAAUAUAAUGUCACUUGUUUAGAGCCCACUGUUCGACAGAUCGUACAAGAGGAAACCACUCUGAUAUUUGAACAGCCUCAGUUCAAAUCUAUUGACAGAGAAGCUUUGCUGUAUAUCCUUCAGCAGGAUACUUUGGGUGCAGAGGAGAUAGAUGUGUUCAAAGCAGUUUGUGCAUGGGCUACCCAGCAAGGUUAUUUGGAUAGUACCAACAAAAUUAUCAACCUAGAAAUGAUGAAAGGACCUCUCAAAUAUAUCAGACUUUGCACACUGACUGAUCAGCAAAUUGAAAGAGAUGUUAAACCAAUAGUUCUUUUAAGGCAGGAACUUGAUAACUCUAAAGAAUUUAAAGAUUUGAAGAGCCUUCCAGAGACCUCUUUGUUUAGCAUAUCAACCCAGAAAAGAUGCAACCCUUUGGUUCUUGAUUCCCUUUACACCAGCCUCGGAGAGAAGAGAAGUAAUAUCGAUAAAUGCAGCAGCAGCUACAUCUUCAUUAUGGACAAGACUGUAAAGCUAAAUAAAUUUGUUUGCUUUGGUAAAAACUUAGAAACGCCUUACAUAGUGAAUGUUUCUGUUAUUGUGUCACGGGUUGGUGGAUAUUUGUUUAACGAGGAAGCACGGUUCUCAACAAAAUCUGAAAUUUUGAACAACGGAAUGAUUAAUGUUGACUUGACUAAACUGGAUUUUGAAUUCCGUCAUUACGAUCAGUACAAAAUUGAUGUGAUCUUUGACAUUCCCCAACCGGCACGGACACUGAGAGGGAGUUUGGAACAGUUUAGUGGUAAGUUCGGGAAAAUUCAGUGGGCCAGUUGCUGCAUUAAUCCAAAUAUCUCAUCCCCGCCCACCGUCUCGUACUACAGCCAUCUGGCCAAAAUUGGGUUUUAUUCAUUAAAAGACGAAGAAGAAGAAUCAUAUCAUAAAUCUGAAGAUUGAACUCUGUACAAAAUGCUGAAGUUAACAAAGGAGAAUAUAUAGAUGAAAACAAAAUUUCUUAUAUGCUAUAUUUAGAUACAAUUUAUGGUGCUGGCUUUUUUGCCUUUUCUAACAUGAUGUGAUGUAAAGCCUCAUAUUAAUACCUAUUUAUUACACAAUAUGUGUAUACAAUAUUACUGUAGUAACUAAAUAUUUUUACAAAUAAUUAAAAAAUUACAUUUACACA